Molecule: messenger RNA, 1218 nt
Organism: Suillus paluster
Lineage: Eukaryota; Fungi; Basidiomycota; Agaricomycetes; Boletales; Suillaceae
Product: aminotransferase
Exons: 5
Coding region: 1-1218 (405 amino acids)
Biological process (GO): L-leucine biosynthetic process; L-valine biosynthetic process
Cellular component (GO): mitochondrion
Molecular function (GO): branched-chain-amino-acid:2-oxoglutarate transaminase activity
Source: RefSeq, a predicted model, not a curated record
AUGGCCUCUCCAGCGUCGACCCAAACGUGUGGCUCUGCUAACCCGGAAAGUCCUGCUCCACCCGAUGCAUCCAAGCUGAAGAUCACACACUCGAAAACACCGAAGCCAUUGCAGCCCGUCGAGACAUUACGUUUCGGCCAGACAUUUUCGGAUCACAUGAUCGUCGCAAAUUAUGAUCCUGAAACAGGAUGGUCCGCGCCUGAGAUUAAGCCUCACGGGCCCAUUACACUCGAUCCCUCCUGCUCGUGCUUCCAGUAUGGCGGAAAUGUUUUUGAGGGUAUGAAAGCUUAUCUUGGGCCCGACGGCAAGGCACGCUUGUUCCGCCCAGACUUGAACAUGCGUCGCUUGGAGAGAUCUUGUGCACGUCUCGCUCUUCCCCCCAUCGACGGUGAUGCCGUUUUGGAACUGAUACAGCGUUUGGUGGAUCUUGAGAGGCGCUGGAUACCUAAGGAAUCGGGAUAUAGUUUGUAUCUGCGUCCUACCGUCAUUGCAACCAAACCAGGUUUGGGAGUGAUGGCGUCUGACCAUGCUAUGCUUUACAUUUUGGCAAUGCCGACUGGACCAUUCUACCGAGUAUUGAAGCCAGUUGCUCUCUUCGCUGUCAGUGAGAACGUGCGCGCAUGGCCAGGCGGAACUGGAGGGCACAAAAUCGCUGGCAACUACUCACCCGGCUUCCUGCCCCAACAAACAGCUGCAGAGAAAGGCUACGACCACAUCCUUUGGUUGUUUGGCGAUGACAGAAGAAUCACCGAGGCUGGAGCAAUGAACUUCUUCGUUGUGGUCAAGAGGGAUGAUGGGGACGGUGAGUUUCAAUUCGACAUGUUCGAUAUGUAUCAUUUACUCUCCGUCGAAGGCUUGGACCUUAUCACCGCCCCUUUGGACGGUACUAUUCUACCUGGAGUCACUAGAGCAUCCUGUCUCGCCCUCGCAGGUGAUCCAGAAUUCCAAAAGGAAAGCUCGCUGCGCUUGCAUCCACAAGAAAUGGUGUAUACCAUGAGUGACCUCGAAAAAUGGUCGUCCGAGGGUAAAUUUCUAGAGGCGUUAGCCCUAGGCACAUCGGUUAUUAUUAUACCUUGCAACAAGAUUGGGUACGAGGGUAAGGAUAUCGUACUUCCUGGGGCUGGGCUGGGACCAGUUGGCACGGCACUCCGGAAGAAGAUACUUGAUAUCCAGGAGGGCAGAACAGAGUGGAAAGGAUGGGGCGUCGUCUGCCCUUAG